Lutzomyia longipalpis is the source of this 2701-nucleotide messenger RNA. RefSeq lists its product as uncharacterized. The transcript has 16 exons. NCBI's taxonomy places the organism in Eukaryota, Metazoa, Arthropoda, Insecta, Diptera, Psychodidae. The record is from RefSeq and is a predicted model, not a curated record. Gene Ontology annotation, molecular function: serine-type endopeptidase activity. Bases 149 to 2503 code for a protein of 784 amino acids. Gene Ontology annotation, biological process: proteolysis.
UAUAAAAUAAAAUUUUAAACAGUCGUCCCAGAGCAUUCCACAAGUGCUCAUCGUUUUACAGUUUCCUUGUGAAUCCACACCAAAAGAUAAGUUCUUUGGGGGAUUUUCUUUUGGCAGCAAAAGUUUACAUAUAAAGAAAUUCUGAGAAAUGAGUCUUCAAGUGAAACAUCUCUGUGUUCUAAUCAUUCUGUGGAUAAGUUUAAUUAACGCAGAUGAUGAUCCAGCAACAACCGCAGCACCUGUUACACCUGGAAUAUGCAUAACACCCGAAGGACAAGCAGGAGUUUGUGUAGACAUUAAAGAAUGCGCCCAUCUCUUAAAUAUCCUUACUAAGACACCCUUAUCAGACGAGGACACGAAAUAUCUUCAAGAGAGACAAUGUGGAUUUGUCAAUGGAACUGCUACUGUCUGUUGCGAUGUUGAGGAGAAGAGGGAAAAGAGAUCAGUCAACAGUCUCCUACCUAAUCCUUACGAAGGAAAAUGCGGUGCACAAACAACUUUCAACCGACUAAUUGGUGGAGAAUUCGCAAAAAUUGAUGAAUAUACCUGGAUGACUCGCCUCAAAUACAAGUCACCUGAAAAGGAACCUAGAUUCCUCUGCGGAGGAUCUCUAAUUAACGAUCGAUACGUCUUGACUGUUGCGCAUUGCGUUCGGGCUGGUAGGGAUUGGGAACUGUAUCAAGUUCGUAUAGGAGAGUACAACACAUCUACUGAUCCCGAUUGUGAGGAAGAUGACUGUGCUCCAGCUGUAAAGGACAUUGCAAUUGAGGAGCAGAUUAUUCAUCCAAAUUACAAUUUAAAAACAAGGACAGGCGAUAUUGCCCUGCUUCGACUUGAAGAAGCCGUUCAGUUCAAUGACUUUGUUCAACCCAUCUGCCUCCCAAUUGCUGAUAACCUUAAGAUCAGUUCCUUUGACGGAAAAACUCUACACGUGACCGGAUGGGGAACUGCAGGAGGAGCCUUAGGAGCUGCCCCUACCGAAGUUAAGCAAAAUGUACGAGUACAAGCAAUUAGCCUUGAAAGGUGUAAUGAAAUUUACAAACCCUAUAAGGUAGUUUUAGGACAGGAACAUCUGUGUGCACAUGAAAAAAAUCCCAGUGAAAAUUGUAAGGGUGAUUCUGGUGGUCCUCUGAUGAUUCAAAAUGCAAAAUCAGGCAGAGGACAGUGGUACUGUGUGGGAUUACUAUCUUUCGGGGCUCGUUGUGGAGCACAGGAUUAUCCUGAAGUUUACACAAGAGUAUCUGAGUACGUCGACUGGAUUUCCCAGACAGUCAGAGCAUUUACCGGAGAGACCUUCUUUAUGGUUUUUCCCCUCUUUUUUUUUUUGAAAAAUAAAAGUAUAAAUAUAAAUAUUAUUCUGUGUGUGCCAAAAGAUCCCAAAAUGAGUGUCCAAAUAAAAUACCUCUGUGGUCUCAUUAUUUUGUGGAUGAGUGUCGUUAAAGCAGAUUAUUCCGAAGUUUUUGGAUACUGCGAACUACCUGAGGGUGGACAAGGAACAUGCGUUAAAUUGCACGAAUGCAAGGCUUUGUACGAUAUUCUUGCCAACAAACGACCCCUAACUGAAUCGGACAAGCAGUACUUGCGGGAGAGGCAGUGUGGUUACUUCGAUCCAACAGUUGCUGUUUGCUGUGCCGUGGAAAUUAGCAGCAAUUCAAACUUCAACAACAACCUCCUGCCGGAUCCGGAGCAAGGAAUGUGCGGUAUUGAUACGUCCAACAGAAUUUACGGCGGAGAGAUAACGAAAAUUGAUGAAUACCCAUGGAUGACAUUGCUGAGAUACAAGAAACCUGGAAAUCGCUUUGGAUUCCACUGUGGUGGUGUUCUGAUCAACAACAGGUACGUCAUGACGGCCUCGCAUUGCGUCAAUGGCCGUGAUAUUCCCGUGGACUGGACUCUGUAUCAGUGUCGUCUUGGCGAACACGAUACAACGAAAGAUCCCGAUUGCGAAGAGGACGACUGCGCACCAACACCAAAAGACAUUUUAAUCGCUGAAAGGAUCCCACAUCCCAACUACAAUCCAACCUCGAGGAAUCAGAGGAAUGACAUUGCCCUACUCAGACUAUCCACAACUGUGCAGUUUAAUGACUUCAUCAAGCCCGUUUGUCUACCAUCAGCUGCACACCUGCGAACAAGUACCUUUGUUGGACAAUCCAUGGAUGUUGCUGGAUGGGGAAAAACUGAGAGUGUAAGUGCCAGUAAUGUAAAACUAAAGGUUCGCGUUAAUGGAGUUAGUCAAGAGAGCUGCAAUGCAAUUUACAAUCGACAAAAUGUAAUCAUAGGAGAAGGACAACUCUGUGCUGGUGGUGAAAAGGGUCGUGAUUCUUGCAGAGGUGACUCUGGUGGUCCUCUUGUUGCACUGGAUAACAAAUCAGGCCGACCAUACUGGUACUGUGUAGGUCUUGUAUCAUUUGGACCCUCACCCUGUGGUCUUGAAGGUUGGCCAGGUGUCUACACGCGUGUCUCUGAAUACAUUGACUGGAUCUCUCAAACCGUUAGAGCAUAAAUUCUAAUGUGAUUUUAUCUACAAAAAAAUGGAUCUUUGUACUGCUGUUUUUUUUAUUAUUAUAAAUAAUUCAGACUAUAGGCAUUUUUUUAAAUGUAAAAAAAAAGAAUUUUUAUAUAGCAGUUCUACCAACUUUUUACUUCCAAUGAAAAGAAAAACUAAAAAUUCUCAAUAAAGUGAAUUAUAUUUUAUGAAAAA